UCUCUGCAGAGGAACUUAAUGCUUGUGCCACCGGAAACCAUUGAAUUUCAUAUCGGAACCUACAUGAGGCUGCCUGCACCAUCGUCGACUGAAAAGUUUAGUCAUAUUUGUUGUUCACGGUCGCGUUAUUUUAACCCAGAGAACGAGUUGUGCACCUUGGAAGUUGAAAUGUCAGCCGGUGCCACAGUGCCGCUCACGCUUGCUCACUAGCUACAGUAACGUCAGCUUUUGCUGCCAAUUUUCUCGCAGGAAUCAGUAUGGAUGCGCUCUGGGUAUUCCUAAUGCUGCUUGUCCCACUUCUGCUAUGGACUAGCAGCACCUUUGUUUUUUAUUUCAAAAAGUGUUUCUACGUGGCUUAUAUGAUGGUUUUGGGUGCGAUUGCGAUUCCGCUUAGUAUUCUGAAAUGCGGAGGCAGAGACGUUGAAAACAUGAGGGUGGUCCGUGCUCUGGUUCGCCAUGUUAAGUACUUCCUGGGUCUGAGGUUCGAUGUGAGUGGCUUGGAACACCUGCAGACAGAGGGACCCUACGUCAUCAUCUCCAACCACCAGAGCUCCCUGGACGUUCUGGGUCUAAUGGAGGUUCUCCCAGAUCGUUGCACCAUGAUUGCCAAGAAGGAGCUGGUGUACGCGGGCACGGUGGGCAUCGUGUCCUGGCUGGGCGGCAUCAUCUUCAUCAACCGCAAGAAGACCAGCGAUGCCAAGAGUGUCAUGGCCGACGCUGCCAAGACCAUGCUGGAAGACCAGAUCCGGCUGUGGGUGUUCCCUGAGGGCACACGGAACCAGAGGGGCGACCUGCUGCCCUUCAAGAAGGGAGCCUUCCACCUGGCAGUGCAGGCACAGGCUCCGAUCAUCCCCAUUGUGUUCUCCUCCUACAGUAACUUCUACCUACAGAAAGAAAAGCUGUUCAACUCGGGGACCAUCAAGUUGAAGAUCCUUCCAAAGAUCGAGACGAAGGGCAUGACGUCAGACGACGUGGCCGGCCUCGCCGACAAGUCCUACGACCUCAUGCGCUCAGUCUUCCUGGGCAUCUCUGGCUUCGCCCCCAUAACCCAGAGCAACGGGCCCCCUCGAACCACUGAACAUUCCCCCCCCCAAUCGUCCCAGCUCCCUACCUACGGUACCUACAGAUUAGGUCAAAUAUAUUGGCACCCUUAUGGCGCAGAAUGUUCCAUUUUAUCUUUUCAAAACUAUUUGAAUGGCACCUGCAAUUUACCACAGGUGUGAGAUAAAUGACACAGUAAACGAGAUAUUGCCUCUAACCAAAUUAUAUUGCCUCCAAUCAAGAGUCCAGGACAUUUUUCUUUGAAAUCUGCAGUUGUAAACACAGUUUAAUUUCAACUUGUUUUUGAAGAAAUAGAGAAUUGUGCAGGGGUGCCAAUAUAUUUAACCACAUCUGUAUCAGGAUACAACACACACACCAGGCCUCUCUCAUGAACUCAUCUGUUGUUUUGGCCGGGUACAGUUUGGUUCUGGUUGGCUCUUGCUCCGACCCAGCCCCCAUACAGUGCAGUCCUGACUUCUCACUACAGAAGACCUGUUGGCUCUGCAGGUUAUGAGUAGAGUGACGGACGGACGGCAAGUAAAACGGAACAUGAUUAAUGUGCGUUCAUCAUGCAUGCUUGGGAUCCCUUUUUUUUCUACCUCCACCUUUUUUAAAAGAGGCUUUAUUGUUAUUGUGUGAAUUUUCUUUAUUUUUUUAUUUUACCAGCCAGUGGUUGUACUUUCGCUUUUUUCCCUUCCUUCCGGCUCAACUUUUUUGUUAUUUCAUAUGUUGACGGUGGAUAUUUAUACUGAUCCUCUGGUGCUGCCUUAAAUUUUUUUCUUAAUGUGCUAUAAAAGACACGCACAGCACACAACUACCCUGCUUUUAACACACGCAAACCACUCCCACCGCUAACACACACGCACAACACACCACAGUACCCCCUUCCCCAACACCCCACCCACCCCCAGUAUAUCCUCUCCUGUUCUGUUGUGCAUACCAGCCUCUUUUUGAAGGAGUAGGGAACCAGGGUCUGGACCAUGGGUCUUGAGGGGAGAUGGAGGGCGACAGAGCGAAAGGAGAGGUCAGUAGUUGAUCAGGGACUUGUUCUUUAGCUGUGUCUCAGUGCAAUCAACUCUAUCGUUACAUACAGUGCAUUCGGAGAGUAUUCAGACCCCUUGUCUUUUUCCACAUUUUGUUACGUUACAGCCUUAUUCUAAAAUUGAUUAAAUCAUUUGUUCCCCUUCAAUCUACACACAAUGCCACGUAAUGACAAAGCAAAAAGAGGUUUUUAGAAAUGUUUGCAUUUAUUGACAAAAAUAAAGCGCCGCAGAAAUGUUUUGGUACUCUUGCCUAGAUCUGUGCGUCAACACAGUCCUGUCUCGCAACUCUACAGACAAUUGCUUCGACCUCAUGGAAUGAUUAUUGCUCUGACAUGCACUGUCAACUGUGGGACCUUUUUAUAUUGACAGGCGUGUGCUUUUCCAAAUCAUGUCCAAUCAUUUGAAUUAACCACAGGUGGACUCCAAUCAAGUUGUAGAAACAUCUCAAGGAUGAUGAAUGGAAACAGGAUGGACCUGAGCUCAAUUUCGAGUCUCAUAUCAAAGGGUCUGAAUACUUAUGUAAAUAAGCCAUUUCUGAUGAAGUUGCAAAAAUGUCAACCUGUUUUUCACUUUGUCACAAUUAGGGAAUUGUGUGUAGAUGAGGAUAAUUUUUUUAAUCCGUUUUUAGAAUAGGCUGUAACGUAACUGUGGAAAAAGUCGAGGGGACUGAAUGCUUUCUGAAUGCACUGUACAUACCACACUUGCUUCUCAAUCCAUGUGAUCAAAAUAGCUCAAUGACAUACUGUGACGACGCCAAACAAGCUAUACAAAGAAACAAAGUACAACGAGAACAAUCAUCAGUGAAUUCAUGGACUCUAGUGGACUCAACGAUUUACAAACACUGUACAUUGUUGGUGUACUAGCCUGGCAGGUAGCCUAGUGGUUAGAGCAUUGUGCCAGUAACCAGAAGGUCGCUAGUUUGAAUUCCAGAGCCAACAAAGUGAAAAAUCUGUCUGUGCCCUUGAGCAAGGCACUUAAACCUAAUUGCUCCGUUGAUAAUGGCAGGCCCUGGCCGUGACCUCACUCUCUGAGGGUGUCUCGGGGAGUUGGCAUAUGCAAAAAUACACAUUUCCCAUUCACACAUGUAUUAAUACACAUUGUACAUGUGUGAAGUAGGACAUAUAUAAAAGCACCCACCAAAUUAUUAUUACUACGUUGUCUUGUUUUACUUCCCAACAGCUUAGAAAUAACAUUGUGAAAAAAGUGUUUUCUUCAGCUGUGUUAUAUAUUUUGCUUUAUAUUUAUUUCUACAUCAUAUGAUAGUUUAUUUAGCUUGUUUGUAAAAAAAAACUAAAAAAACAACGGGCUCAGUUGGUAGAGGGUGGGUCUUGUAACACCAGGGUUGUGAGUUUGAUUCCUCACCCGUACGGGAAAUGUAUGCAGCCAUGACUAAAUCGCUGUGGGUAAAAGUGUCUGCUAAAUGGCAUAAAUUUGACUCCACUUUUUUUUUUGUCUUAUCAAAUAUCUCUUCUCUAUUUAAGAAGUGUCAGGUGAUUUCAUGAAGUUCAAGAUUCCGUUUUGUGCCAUGUCGGUGUGCAAGUGUUUUAAACGUUACACAGUGGAGAGAGGUUUUACUGAGCGGGAGUGUUUUUAAACCUAACACUGGGGAGUGAUCUAGAUGUUACAGUACAACGUGUUCUGAGGGAAGUGUUUAAAAUGUAACAAGUGACCUGUUAGUGAUGGCUCGUUUUUCAUGGUUUCCAAUGAAAAAUCAUCUGUUACUAGUCCUCGCUGCACUGCGGUGAUGACGGUAGAGCCAGUCGCCAGGUUUCACAUUUCAAAUCGAAUGUUUGACAUUAAGUUGUUUUUAUGGUCCUCUUAACUAGAUUUUUUUAAUAUUUUUUUUUUUACUAAUGGUGCAUUUCCAAUGAGGAUUUUCCCCAGUGAUUUACCCAAAAGGCUCACACUUUUCGGUUUCUAUCUACAUGGGCCAGCACCUGUCUCACUGGGCCAUGGCUCUGGCGGACCUGCUCUAACUUGGAGGCAAGGCCCUGGGAACUUUUCAGCUGGCAUUUACAUAGCAAUGGUUAACUGUGAAAUGUAACACCUUCCCACAAAGCAACUGUCUUGAAUGAUGCAGAUGUUGAUUCUGCACAUCCAAAGUCACUCUUGAUGUAAACACAAUUACACUAGAGCUUCCAUUUAACCAACACUGGCAACCCAUUGGUGUGGGGGUUAAGUCUUAAUGGAAAAGCACCAUAACUAACUACUAAUAAAGCCUGCUUGUUUCAGCCUGGCCCAAAAAAUACAAAUCUUUAGAGGUGAAAUAGGAAUCAAAUGCUCCUCAAACUGAACACCACACCUGUAUUUUGGUAACCCCUGUGAUACCCGUAGUUAAGAAGUAAAAUAUAGCCUAAUAAAUUGAGCAAUUGUCAAAUGUUUUAGAGCAAUCUUGGCAUCGUAACAGCACAGUAACGACUCUUGUAAAUCUUUUGCUUGGCCAAAUGUUCCCUAUUGGUACCUGGUAACUAGGAGGGCUGCUGUCCGAGUGGUUACCUUAGCUUUAUACUUGAGAAACAGGUCCUGUUUAUACUAUAGAUUAAUGAGGAAUAGGGAUAUGUGUUACGGGAAUGUCUCAACACCUACUGUAGUUUUCUGACCAAUUUAUGAUACGCAAAACCAAACUAAAAAUACUUUUUAUUUUAUCGGUGUAUGAUAUGUAAAGUCUGACUGCAGUUUAGAAGGCUUGGGCUAUUUAAAAAAGGAAUUGGCUGAGAUUUGUGACGUUUUAGCCUUAUGUCAAAAGGUGGUACAGUAAUCAUCAAAUUUAGGAUUGUGAAGUAAUUAAACUUGAGGUUUUAUAUUUUGUAAUUAGACAGAUGACGUCUUACAGUAAAUUACUGAUACUUUUUUAUUUAUGGCAAUAGUUUAUCAUUUGCAUACAGAUCUUGACAUUUUUGUAUUCACUGCUUUUACUUUACAGUUUGAUUAAAAAUGUCGCUUGCAGCUUUUUGCCUGUCAAACGCCAGUGUGAGAAUGUAUUUCGGCAUUCAUGAUUCUUUGUGUACUACUCUGGCUGCGUUUACACAGGCAGCCCACUUCUUAUAUUAUGCCCAAUUAUUGGCAAAAGCUGAUCUGAUUGGUUGAAAGACCAAUUAGUAAAAAUAUAUCAGAAUUGCGCUACCUGUGUAUAUGCAGCCUAAUUGCAUGUAACAUUUUUUUUUUUUUCAAGUAUAACAUAUUCCAAUAGAAUGUUAUCUUGCAUAACGUUGGUUUCUGACACUACAAAAUGUGUCUGAUGAAAUGUAUUUAUUUGAAAUUAAGUGUUAAAUUCGUUAACCUCCAGAAUCCAUUUGUAUUUCUUGUGCACCUAAACUUCCUGAGGAGCAGGGUUUGGGGUCAAUCAAUUCAGAAAAUAAAUUGAAUUUCCAAAUCCAAUUUUCCUCAAUUCUUCUAUAAGACAAAUAUGGAAUUAUAAUUUCAGUUUACUUCCUGAAAUGACUGAAUUGAAAUGGUAUUGAUAAAUUGCUCACGUUGUAGGAGUGAAAACAUUGUGUUUCGUCUGGCAAUAAACCUGUAUACUACUACGCCUCUUCAUAGUCAAGUGGCUGCAGGAGCUUUAGUGUCGCCUGCUGGACUCUUGGUUUACUUGGCUCCUAGGAGUAAAUCAACUCGGCACUCGGGCUUUCCUCAUCUUUCUUAUUUAAGACCAGUAACACCAUGUAAGUAAAAUACAUACGCCAGUCGGUCCCAAUACAUAAAAUUAAUCUGUGACAUCUGUUUUUGUUCACAGGAGAGCAUAUUUAUGAGAGUAUUUUUAUUUUAUUUGUUUUGCUUAUCCUCAUGUGGUGGUGUUACAUUUUUGAAAUCCUGCAACAAAGAUGUUUUCAAUGUUCAGAGAUGCUUCCAAUUUGGCACUAACCAAAUGUAAACUGUCAAUGAUUUUAGACAAUGGUCAAGAGUUAGCCUAUGAUUAUUUUCAUGGACGUUUUGUAGCUCAACUUCCUAGUGUGUCAGCUAAAAGCGUCAUCGACUCGAUGACCGUGAUAACUCGACAGGCUCUGCAACACUUCUUUAGAGAGCCUUGUUGGUUGAUCUGGUGUUUUUUUUUUUUUUUAACAAUUCAAUUGGAGAAAUUUAAAAUAUUCCAAAUUAAUUAAGCACUUCAUGGUGAGUUUGGGUGGUUAUAUAAAAAUGAUCUUAAAAUAUUCUAUGAGUUUCACCAAAGCUAUUAAAAUGUAAUCUGUUCGUAGCUUAAGAUAACUAUGUACAAGUGAACUGGCCAAAGUGUCUUGUCUUAUGACAUCUUGGUGAGCCUUCUGUGUGUGAUGUUUGAAGAAUGCCUUGGGAAAUGAUAAAUAAAUGUCAUUUUUUUCUUAAA
This is a messenger RNA of Salmo salar (Atlantic salmon), 6405 nucleotides long. Its product is annotated as 1-acyl-sn-glycerol-3-phosphate acyltransferase alpha. Gene Ontology annotation, biological process: phosphatidic acid biosynthetic process. Gene Ontology annotation, cellular component: endoplasmic reticulum; membrane. NCBI's taxonomy places the organism in Eukaryota, Metazoa, Chordata, Actinopteri, Salmoniformes, Salmonidae. The record is from RefSeq and is a predicted model, not a curated record. Gene Ontology annotation, molecular function: 1-acylglycerol-3-phosphate O-acyltransferase activity.